AUAAUGUUGUACACUAAUGUUACAUGGAUAAAAGAUUUCUUCAUCCUUGGAUUUCCUGGACUUUUGCCAGAGUAUUAUGGACCUGUCUCAGCUCUUCUUUUUGUGCUUUACUUGGCUAUAGCUGCAGGAAAUAUUUUCAUUUUAGUGUUUGUUAGAUCUGAACGGUCUCUUCACAAACCAACGUAUGAUAUUUUCUGCCACUUGGCGUUAAGUGAUUUAUUGUUUGGGACUGUAACUUUACCAAAAACAAUAUCCAAAUACUGGUUUAAUGACAGCAUUAUUUCAUUUUACAGCUGUUUUGCACAGAUGUUCUUUGUUCACUUUUUAGGUGCAGCUCAUUCUUUCAUUCUGAUGGUGAUGGCUCUUGAUCGGUUUAUUGCAAUUUGUGCUCCACUGCGUUACAUGUCACUUUUCACAAGUAACACGGUUUCUGUGCUCUGUGGAAUAUCGUGGUGUAUGCCAGUAUCAUUUAUGUUUGCUAUAGUUUUUGAUGCUUUAAAACUUCCAUAUUGUAACUCAAAUAUAAUUGUUCAUUGCUACUGUGACCAUUUGUCAAUAAUAAACCUCGGAUGUGAAAAUGUAAGGAAUUCUACACUUCUAGGAUUGGGGCUUUCCAUGUUUAGUUUGUUGUUGCCUCUGGGUUUUAUCAUUAUAUCUUAUUGUUUUAUUAUUGUUGCUGUUUUGCGAAUUUCCUCCUCUGACAGUCGCAUUAGGACACUGUCCACCUGCACACCGCAGCUUAUUGUCACAGGUAUUUACUAUUUGCCCCGAUGUUUUGUGUACCUGGCGAACUUUGUAGGUUUUACUUUCAGUGUUUCAGUUCGAAUUGUUGUUGUAAUGUUAUACAGUCUUUUACCUGCUGCUGUUAAUCCUCUAAUAUAUUGUUUAAAAACCAAAGAUAUUAAAGAACACUUGAGGCUAAGGCUAUACACAAAAAUUGAUAAUACCACACAUUCUGGUUAA
Nematolebias whitei (Rio pearlfish) is the source of this 963-nucleotide messenger RNA. RefSeq names its product olfactory receptor 52Z1-like. NCBI's taxonomy places the organism in Eukaryota, Metazoa, Chordata, Actinopteri, Cyprinodontiformes, Rivulidae. The transcript has a single exon. The record is from RefSeq and is a predicted model, not a curated record. The coding region runs from base 4 to 963 and encodes 319 amino acids. Gene Ontology annotation, molecular function: olfactory receptor activity; G protein-coupled receptor activity. Gene Ontology annotation, cellular component: membrane. Gene Ontology annotation, biological process: G protein-coupled receptor signaling pathway.